Biomphalaria glabrata is the source of this 9651-nucleotide messenger RNA. RefSeq lists its product as uncharacterized. Gene Ontology annotation, molecular function: calcium ion binding. The coding region runs from base 101 to 8617 and encodes 2838 amino acids. Lineage: Eukaryota; Metazoa; Mollusca; Gastropoda; Planorbidae. The transcript is spliced from 55 exons. The record is from RefSeq and is a predicted model, not a curated record. Gene Ontology annotation, biological process: cell-matrix adhesion.
ACGUUUGAAAUACUGGUGUACCCCUUUUUACUUUUUCAAUAGCAUAUUACGACACAUUUCAGUGACAUUGUGGAGAUGUAAAGAGAAGGAGGAAGUGAAAAUGGAAAGCUUUGCAUGGACGGUUUCCCUGUGUAUACUUUGGUUAGGAUUUUUGAAUAGGGCUGACGCAGACAUGUACUAUUUAACAGUGGCUAUUCCUAAGUCUGAUGACCCUGAUGUUAUCUUACAUCUUUUUAGCAACAAGUUCCAGGAGUGGGUACAAACAUUCGGGGACAGCAAUUGUAAUCAAACUAUUCAAUUAAUAAAUAUUACACUGCGGCUGCAAGCUGCUGAAGGCAUGAUAGAGCUUCAAAGCACACCUACCUGUAUGUUUGGUACCUAUAUUGACUACAUUGAAAGAGCUAUUUAUAAUACUAUUGUCAAUAAAUCAAGGGUGGUAACUUUGAAUGGAACAGAUAUUUACAUACAAGACGUAAAUAUUUACGACACUUUUGAAAAAGCGAACCGAGGCAUGUUUCCUAUGGAUUUGUCGCUGUGCAGACUCAAUUCAUCAUUCUGCAGACCCAAUGAAUGGUGUAUUGACACACACUUUCUUCCUGUGUGUCAAGCUUUCUGUGAUUAUGGCCAGUAUUUAGAUGGAAAAAACUGUGUCAAUUGUACAGCUGGUCAAACUACAUUGAUGCGAAAUGCUUGGCCAAAGGAGGUUUGUGUGGAUAAAUGUCCAAGUAACUAUUAUUAUAGUUUACAAAAUCAAUCAUGUGUUACUUGCCCUGCUGGUCUGUACUGGAAUGAUGAAUACAAGGCUUGCUUUGUAUGUCCUUAUACAACAUUUAAUUCUACUUAUUGUGAUAAUGGAACAGUUUCAGAAAGACAAAUAGACAACAACAGAAUAAACAUCGACUUGACUAUGACAUUGAUUACCUCAACUUGCUCCAAUAUUCAGUAUAACAGUCUGCAGUAUCUCAAGAAAUUGUUAAUAAAUUCGUUGAUUUAUAGCAGCGAUGCGUACUACAUAGGGCUCUGCGUAUCAAACUAUAAAUGCCUUUAUCUUGAUAUUGAUGUUGACAAUAAAGAAAUGUGUGUUACAGACCCUUCUUGUUCAAAUGAAACAUGUGAAUUGUACAAAACUAAAUUCCAUGCAACAUUCUUUUACGUUUGGCAAUAUGUUAGGCCUCCACAGGAUUGGGCUAAAAUUAACCAUUUUCAAAGCUCAGUUGAUGUUCUGCUACGCGAUUUGUUUAUUGGGUCCGCAAGAAUUUGGAGAUUUUCUAUCGAUGGAGACUUGGGUACGCUGAUUACACAGAUGGACUUCAUUACAAGGUUUCUGAUGCCUUUAAAUCCAAUCAUUACAGUUGUUGAUUUAAAGCCAAAGACAAUUUAUCUGAGUUUUGUUUCAAACAAGAAUGAUACAUAUGGAUCUUAUGAACGUUUUUUCAACGAAAUAUUGAAGAAUGUUACAGAAGGAGCUGGUUUUGAAGAUGUGCAAUUCAGUUUGUGUGAAUCUCUGUACUGUGUCAACUGUACACUGUUGAUGAAACGAGAUGUGGAUGAUAGUCUCAUUAACAGCGUGGCUGACAUUAUCAUUCAGUAUCAUUCCAAAGUAGGACUACUAGACACACAAGUCAAUUUUGAGCUGUAUGGUUCUAUAGAAUUGUUUAGGAAUAUCCAAGAUAGAGACAAUGGAAUUAAUGCUGUAGACUGGUGUGAUGUUGUGAACAGACUGGCUUUGGCUUCAUACUUUUGUGAUGUUGGAGAUGUUUGUACUGAUGUUGACGAGCGCUUUAUAUUUACAUGCACCGAUCAUAACAGCAGUACAAGUACCAUCAACACUAUGGACAGUACUUCAAUGUAUAAUAUACUACCAUCGAGCCUAGUGGGCUUUUUUGAAGACAGCAGUGAUGUUCCUGAUGUAAUCCUGCCUUUUGGUAUGUCAGAUAUAAUCGCCUCAUCUACCUGGCCUGAAAAUACUAUGUCAAGUAAUGAUGAUCUAAAAUCCAGUUCAUCUCCAUACUAUGACCAAAGUGUGUCCCCUUCAGAGAGCACACCCGACCUUUAUGAUAUGUACAGUGAUUUGUACAUUGAGGAAUCUAGCUUGCCAUAUGACUAUCACAGCAGUCGGCCACUACAAUCUUCAUAUGAAGAUCAAAUUGAAGAAUCUAGCUUGCCUUAUGAUUACUACAGCAGCCAAAGUCAAUUUUAUAGCAGUCAAGAAACAUCCUAUAGUAGUGCUAUAGAACUUUAUACUAGUUCAGAUGAAAUGUAUAGCAGUCAAGAAACAUCCUAUAGUAGUGCUAUAGAACUUUAUAGUAGUUCUGAUGAGCUUCAUAGCAGUCAAGAUCAGCCUUAUAGUGCUUCAUAUCCCACAUCAAGUAUUAUGGAGACAUUUAUUUCCAGCAGCAGUUAUGUUUCAACCCAGAGCACUGACCUAUAUAAUGACACAACCACUGCAGAUACAAGCAAUGGAAGCUCUACUUUGCCCAGCAGCACUUAUGUUGCAACCCAGAGCACUGACCUAUAUAAUGACACAACCACUGCAAGUUCUACUUUGACCAGCAGUACAACUUCGCCCACUUCUACAACAACCUCAACCACAACUACCACAGCUCUGUACCCUUAUGGUAAAACAGUUGGUGAUUUUAAUGUCAAGACAAGAGGCAACGAGUAUUUUUACUAUUGGUAUGAUGCUAUCAGUGAUCCAAUCUAUUUUCCUACUGGUGUGCCAUUUGGAUCACAAUCUGUGAAGGUGGCUCAUGUUCUGCCCAAUGGUGUGAUUACAUUUGGAAAGCAAGCAAGAGUCUGGUGGCCAAAUUUAUGGUACUUGACUUCUUCUUCAGAAGGAAAUGUUCUAGCUCCAUUUUGGACUUACACUAACCCAUACUCUAAUGGGACUGUUUAUUAUCAGCUCUAUGACAAGGCAAACAGCACUUCAGCAAGCGUCAUUACUAGAGCUACUGAUGAGGUCAGAGAGCAGUACAAACUAAACAAUUUCAAUGCUACAUGUGUCCUGGUAGCUACUUGGGAGAAUGUAGAGCCUGAGUCAUGGUAUUACUGGUUAUGUGAUUACUAUCGCUAUUGGAAGGAUUAUUACUGGUGGUGGCAAUUUUAUCAAUAUUAUUAUGAUCUCUACUGUAAUAAGGCAGUACAGACAAACACUUUCCAAGCAGUUUACAUCACAGAUGGACAGACAGCUUAUGCCAUUGUUACCUACAAACAAGGUGCUAUGAACUGGGCCUAUGACCAGUGGAGAACAAUUCAAGUUGGUUAUGCACAUGUUGAUAAUUACAUGGACCUGGGUAUUUCUUAUACAGAACUGACCACUAAAAUGGACACUACUGUCUGGAACUCUGGUCGCUAUGGAACUUGGAUAGAGAAAGUUGGCGAAUCUAAAAACCCAAAUAGUCAGUGUUACAAUUUCUACCUGUCAAACAAAUAUUUACUUACUGACACACUACAUAAAAAAAGGGUCAAGGAUUUGUUUGAAUGUCCAUGUAUCCUCGGUGAUGUAGGAGCACAGUGGUGGUAUUAUUCCUGGGCACCUCUAACUGAAGGGCCCACUUGGUCAUAUGUUUAUUGUUUUGCUAUUAGUCCAAUUGCCAAAUCAAGAUUGGCCAGAUUUCAAGGAAAUCCUCUAAACAAGUUGUGUUGCUACAAAUAUACUUACCCUGACUAUACAAAAUACUGGGAUUGGGAAGCAUGGUCCAAUGCAUGGAGGUACGCCCCAUACAUUCACUACAGAGAUAUCAAUGCCGGUCAUCUUCUGCUGAAUGACCCUUGGCAGUGGUGGUGGUGGGGAGGUAAUGAUGUUCGCAAGUCCAGAGAGGAAGACUUUAACCCACACCGAUGGUGCUGUGAAGAAAGUAGCUCCCCUUCCUACUACUGUGGACUGUUUAAUCAAGUCAGACCAGACUAUAGCUGUUCCUGGGAAGCGGAGUUUAUAACAGGUAGAGCACUGGGUGAUCCCCACAUCAAGACCUUGGAUGGACUUGAAUAUGCCCUAAAUUAUUUGGGAGAAAAGAUUUUACUGUACAUUGUGGAACAGAAGUUUAUGGUACAAGCCAGAACCAAACAGGUGGUCAACAGUAAGGGAGAUAAAACCAAUGCAACCAUUUUUGUUGCUUUUGCAGCUAAAGAAGGAAAUUAUUCCUCAUUUCAAGUAGAACUGAAUGCCCAAGAGUUAGGAAUGAUUAUAACAGCAAAUGGGCAUGACUGUACUCAAGACUUUUACAAGAUCAAAGACUACAAUGAGACAUUUGAUAAUAACAGUAUCAGUGUGAAACGACUUGAUAAAGAAAACAAAACAAAUUUAAUAGUCAGCUUUCCCUCAACUAUUACUCUGAAUUUCUUUGUGGGUGUUAAAAAUCUGGAGAUCUCAGUAGACAUCCCCAAAAUGUACAAAGACAAGACAAGUGGCCUGAUGGGAAAUUUUAAUGGCAACCCUGAUGAUGAUUUCAAACUUCAAAAUGGAACUAUUUUAAGUCCUAACAGCACUGAGAGGGUUAUUUAUGAAACUUUUGGUCGAGAGUGGGAUGUCACCACCAGUAAUACUAUCUUUACAUAUCCUUUGGGUGAAACAGCCCUUGACUACCAGUUCCCAGAGUUCCAACCUUUGUUCGAAGAAGACAUUGACCCAGUCAAACGCAGUGAAGCUCAGUCCAAAUGUGGUGACAAUGAUGCUUGUAUCUACGACUAUGUGUUGACUGGAAAUGAGCAAUUCGCAUUGAAUACCAAGAUUUCAGUUAAUGAGGCCUCAUUGCGGCAGACAAGUCAAUGUAAUACGAUAGUACAAUUAAUUAUACCUAACAGAAUGCUAAUGUAUGCCUCUGACGCAGAUAAUGAUGCUGUCACCUUUCUCCUUGUUGAUGUUGUAAACUCAAAUGUCACCAUUGAUUCUAAAACUGGAGUGCUAACCUAUAUACCAGACAUAAACAAACCAUUAUCUAUUGGUGUACAAGCUAAAGAUGCUAAAGGGGAUCCCUCCACAAUUUUAUAUCUAGACAUAGUUGUCUGCCCUGAUUGUAGUGGCCAUGGAGUUUGUGACAGAAGCAGGACACAGGAAGAAGAAAAAGAAAAUGGACGAUUUCUGCUGAAUACCUUGAGCAAAGUGAAAAUAUUUACCCAAUGUUCUUCCAAAUAUGUUUCAGAUAAGAAUGAGUGCUUUUCAAAUGGUACUGAGUCUGAGUCAGUGUGCCCCGAGCAUUCUGAUUGUGAGAACAAUGUAGGCUCCUACACCUGCACCUGUUUGCCUGGGUACAGACUUGAUCCCAAGAAUUCAUCACUUUGUAAAGAUGUGGAUGAGUGUGCGGAAAAAACCCACAGUUGUCAACAAGUGUGCGAGAACACAGAAGGUGGCUUUAAUUGUUCCUGUUUACCUGGCAAUGUAUUAGCAGAAGAUAAAAAGACUUGUCAGAGAGAUGUUAAAAAUGCAGUUUUAUGCAGUGCAAAGGGAUGCAAUCAAGUGUGUAUGGUUGUUGAUGGAAUAGCCUCUUGUGGCUGUAACGCAGGUUACACAAACAGUAGUGACGCCUUCUGCACUGAUAUCAAUGAGUGUGCUCUGGCCAACAAACCUUGCAGUCAGUCUUGUCAAAACACAGAUGGUGGCUUCCUUUGCUCAUGUUAUCCUGGAUAUAAAUUAGAUGAGGACAAAGUGUCAUGCAUUGAAUGCAACCAGCCAUAUUAUGGUAUUAACUGUUCAAAAAUGUGUGUGUGUAAUGGCCGUGGUAAAUGUAACAAUGUAAGAGGUUGCGAGUGUAUAACUGGCUGGAAUGGAGAUAACUGUAACCAGGAUGUUGAUGAGUGUGCCACUAAUGGGGCAUGCCUCCUCGGUCAGAUCUGUGUCAACACACUAGGCUCGUUUAAAUGUGAAUGUCCAUCUGGUUUUGAAAAUAUUUCUGGACAGUGUCAAGACAUCAAUGAGUGUCUUGAUGUGCUAGACAACAAAUGUGACCUGUCUACAGAAGAUUGUAUUAACAACAUGGGAAGCUACUCCUGUGAAUGUAGGACUGGGUUUUCAAGAAACAAGAACUAUAUCUGUCAAGACAUAGAUGAAUGUGCUACAUCAAGUCACAACUGUGAACAGAUUUGUGAAAAUACUGAAGGAAAGUUCAACUGUAAAUGCUUUUAUGGAUUUACCCUGGACAUUGAUAGAGCCCACUGCGUCAAAAGAGAUGUUGAUGUGUGUGGAGGAUCAAAUUUAAAUUGCAGUGACAUCUGUACUGUACACCUGGUCACCAACACAUCUCAUUGCUCAUGUAACAGUGGCUAUAGUCUUCAAGGCACUAACACAUGUGUGGAUAUCAAUGAGUGUGACUAUAACUAUUUGAACUUAUGUGGAGAGAAAGAGAAAUGUGUGAACAGUGUUGGUGGAUUCACCUGUUCAUGUUCACCUGGGUUCAAACUGGACAAUGACAAAAGAACAUGUCUGGCCUGUGGUGAAGGUAAAUGGGGACUGGAAUGUUCCAAUGACUGUGCCUGUAGCACUGGAGCUGACAGAUGUGACCCUCAGAAGGGAUGUAUAUGUAAACCUGGAUUUACUGGUACUCACUGUGAGAAAGAUUUGGAUGAAUGUACAACUGGACUGUUGACCUGUGGUCAGGGAGAGAAGUGUGUCAAUACAUAUGGCAGUGCCAGUUGUCAGUGUCUUGAUGGAUAUACUCAAGUUUCUGGACAAUGUAAAGAUAUUGAUGAAUGUUCCAGUUUACUUAGCAACAAAUGUGACCAGGUAUGUCAGAACUAUGUUGGAGGCUACACCUGCUCAUGUCAUACAGGUUACAAGUUUGAACCAGUCAAUAAAACCUGCUCAGACAUAGACGAGUGUCUUCUAAAUGUAGAUGGCUGUGAACAAAUUUGUGAGAAUACCAAUGGAGGCUAUCAUUGCUCAUGUCUCAAUGGAUUAAAGUUGGAUGUAGAUGGAGUCACUUGUUCUGUCACAAAAGAAUGUUCAACCAAAGUCUGCUCUGACAAGUGUGCUGUUGUCAAUAAUGUUGAGACUUGUCUGUGUCCCAUUGGGAAAAUUCUAGAUUCUGGUAAUGCUAAUUGUACAGACGUUGACUUGUGUAAAAAUAACCCUUGUUCUGAUACUUGCGCUGAGACUCCAGAUGGAACUCAUAUAACAUGUGGUUGUCCAACUGGCAAGAAGUUGGCUUUGGAUGGAAUUACAUGUCAAAGCUGUACAGAAGGAACUUAUGGAGACAGCUGUUCAAAGACAUGCUCCUGUACUUCUGCUAAUACCAUUUCCUGUGAUAAGGUGACUGGUCAGUGUAACUGCAAGCCUGGAUGGACUGGAAGCUCCUGUAGUGAUGACCUUAAUGAAUGCUUGACCACAACUUCCUGUCAAACCAAUGCUCACUGUGUCAAUACACCUGGCAGCUAUGUCUGUAAAUGUGAUCUAGGCUACUAUCUCAAUAAUGGACAAUGUCAAGCCUGUACAGCUGGGACUUAUGGUGAAGAAUGUAAAAACCAGUGUCAAUGUGACAUGUCACACAGUACAUGCAGUGUAACAACAGGAGGGUGCGAUUGUCAUUCUGGGUGGACUGGAGCACUAUGUGACAAAGAUCUCAAUGAAUGUGACUCCAACAACCAGUGUACUUCAGCUAACAAACUCCAUUGGGUUUGUAAAAAUACUCCAGGGUCCUACAAGUGUGAUUGUGAUGCAGGCUAUGAAAAUAAAAAUGGUGAAUGUUUUGAUCUUGAUGAAUGUGCAACUGGCUACACAAAUGAAUGUGAUGGAAACUGUACCAACACUGUUGGUAGUUACACAUGCUCCUGUAGCACUGGUUAUAAACUAGCCAUAGAUGGACAUGCAUGCGAGGAUGUAGAUGAAUGUCUUCAAGGUAACGGUGGCUGUCAACAAACGUGUGUCAAUGAAGCCGGAAACUUUUCCUGCUCCUGUAACGCUGGAUUUUCUGUGGAUGUGGACAGAACAAAAUGUUACAAAUCAUCUGGCUAUGGAUUUAAAGUACAAAUUUUCAAGGACGUGAGUGGUCUUAAUUUACGAGAGAAACUAGGAAAGGAUUAUCUAACUUUGAAGAAGUUGCUGGAACAAAAACUGAAAUCUAUAAUCAUAAAGAAAGUACCAGUAUUAAGAGAUCUUAUUAUCAACAAUAUGGAAUAUGGCAGCGUUAUUGUAGACUUUACCACAGUGGUAGAUACAACAGUAACCAAUUAUGCUGCCAGCAAGAUGGUGGAGGCAAUCUUGAACAUUGGGGAGACAGGAAUAACUAUUGACGGUUUAUUGUAUAAUGCUACAGUUAUUGUUGGUAAUAUCAAAGUUCCCCCAGUGCAAGACAAAUGUCAAAUAUUGAAUGCACUUGAGGCUUGUGACCCAGACACUGCCUGUGACCUCAACAGUGAUGGAGAGGCUUACUGCAAGGAUACUUCAGAAGAUAUGAACAUUCCCCUGAUUGUUAGGCUCUCUGUUGGUCUUCCGCUGGCCGUUGCGUGCAUUAUAACUGUUGUCUGCUGUGUAUGGUAUAAGAAGAAGUAUACUUUACAAAGAAGAGUAUGUGAGAAAGAGUCCAGCUAUACUGAGAGACCAACAACUCCCUCAACUCUUGAGGAAAGACCGCCAAGUGCCCCAAUAUUGGUAGCCUGGUCAGAGAAAGACAAACUAGUUUCUUAGUUUUGUCUGUAGCUGAUGUACUCUUUUAAUAGAGCAGUUGUUGUUUGAAAUCUUACUUAAAGCAAUUGUGAUUACCUGGCUCAUUCUACAACCUCACUCAAUGUAAUAUUGUAAAUACAUAUAUCAUUUUUAUCAUGUAAAUGUUUGUUAAAUGAUUUUCAAAUAUUUAAUGUAGAUAACAAUUUUUUUAUUGCAAUUUUGUAUUGUUUAUAUUGAUAUAGACCUAAUAAAUCUUUCCCAUUAUUGAUUUUUUGGGGGUAAAGGUAAAUGCUCAAUAAAAUAUUUCACUCUGAAUUUAAUCUAAUGAAUUAAUUUAUAAAGCUUUCAUUAACAUAGAACAAAACAUAAACAGUGAGACUCAACAUUUGUUUACCUUGAAGUUUAGGUUAAAAAUUGUAAAAAUAAAAAUUCCUGCCUUUUUUUUUUUGGAUAAAGCAUUGUUUUUUUGCUUAUAGCAUGCACAGUGUGCUAGGGCUAUAUGUGGGAGAAAAUUUACUUGCUGCCGUAAGGCGUCAGCACACACAACUUGGCUUGAGGCAGGUUUCAAACCCUUUCCCCUGACUUUUAGUCAAGCAGUCUAUUCAUUCCUUACCUUCUGCUUGGAGACUAGAAAAUUUGUUGAAUCCAGGAAAUGUCCUUGAAUUAGUCAGACUAGACAAUAAGUGCUCUGUUUUAAUUAGAUCAUAGAGUUUUAAAUAUAUUUUACUUCUAUAGUUCCCUCUGGAUUAUUGCAUCAGAUUUGAAUGUAUCAUUUUAUAUUAUUUCUAAUUUUAAAACCAAACUUUUAAUUUGAAUUAUUUAAUAGAAUAAUUAUUUUUUAAUUAAACUCUUUAAAUUAUAAAUUUUUUAUUUGAAUUUUUUUUUGGUAUUGACAAUCAGUUUACAUCUGUAACCAGAAUAAACCCACAGGAAAUUUGAUAUUAUAUUCUCGCAAGUUUACACAUUCUUAUUUAUAAAAUAAAUACUUUGUUGUAAAUGUUAUCUAAUGCUAUUGUAAAUUAUGUUCAGUAAUAAUACAUAAACAUUAACUCACA